CGGUCAGGCUAUCUACAGAUAUCUCUGUGGGUCACGUGCCUAGUCACGUGCAUAGAUCACGGGCUGGCACCGUGACAGUACUCCCCCCCUCAAGGCCGAGCUCCGUCGAGGCUAGGCCCAGGCUUAUGGGGAUAGCGGCGAUGAUAGUUGGCAAUAAUCUCUCGGGCAUGCUCCAGGAUGUAUUCUCAUGCUGGCGGGCAGUGGUCCUAGAUUCUUCCAAUCAAGCUUCUUCUGGGGCCGUAGGGUUCGGAUAUUGCGGGAAUCCAGCCAUAUGUACUGGCCAACUUGAUAAUGAUAGGCAGGCCGUCUCUUCUGGUUAGCUUGUUCCUCAUGGCGAGCCUGGGCAGAUGUGAU
Messenger RNA from Aspergillus glaucus CBS 516.65, 354 nucleotides. RefSeq lists its product as uncharacterized. Bases 126 to 320 code for a protein of 64 amino acids. NCBI's taxonomy places the organism in Eukaryota, Fungi, Ascomycota, Eurotiomycetes, Eurotiales, Aspergillaceae. The record is from RefSeq and is a predicted model, not a curated record. The transcript is spliced from 4 exons.